Molecule: messenger RNA, 936 nt
Organism: Drosophila erecta
Lineage: Eukaryota; Metazoa; Arthropoda; Insecta; Diptera; Drosophilidae
Gene: PolZ2
Product: mitotic spindle assembly checkpoint protein MAD2B
Exons: 1
Coding region: 152-748 (198 amino acids)
Cellular component (GO): zeta DNA polymerase complex
Source: RefSeq, a predicted model, not a curated record
GAUUCGCCCUGUCGGUUUGAAGUUAUUCCUUUGAGCUUGCAAUCUAUGCCAUAUCGAUUCAUUGCUUUUUUUUUGUGUACCACCACUAAUAAACAGAAUAAACAGAGUUUAAAUCUAAAAAAAAAAUAUAAAAAAAUCAUAAUCUUUCGAAAUGCAGGCGGAGAUUGAAACAAGCAUCAUCGUAGAGGCGAUGGAGGUGCUAGUGAAUCACAUUCUAUACGUGCGGGGUAUAUACCCCUCGCAUAUUUUUAAAUUAAAGCGGAUGUAUAACUCGCCCAUUUUUGUGUCCAUAUUUCCACCUCUUAAUAACUACCUGACCGGCGUUCUAAAAUCCGCUCAAGAACUUCUCCGCCGCCGAGAGCUGCAGUGCCUAGAGCUAAUAGUGAAUCAGAAGGAGAAUGAGAAGUUGGAGCGCUAUAAAAUAAAACUAGAAGCCCAGGAGUGUGGACUACCGGCUGAGGAUCUUUUAAUGGUGUUCGAGCAGAACAUGCGCUCUGUCAUUUACCAAAUCUCUCAGCGGAUGAACCAGGUUCCUAAACUCCCCGCCGGAAGUGGCCACUUUAAGGUUCAUCUGCACACUACCCAGGAGGCAUUCAUACGCUUCAGCCAUGAUUCCCAGUACCAGGACUUUCCGUGGCUUCAGGCCCAAAAAACAGAAUCCCAGAUACCACCGCGCACCAUUUCCCUUCUACCUUUGUCUAGGGUGGAGGAUUUGGGACUGAAAAUGGAGGUUCUCAUCAUUAACUAAUGUUAUAUUCGUAAACUUGUUAUCCAUUUAAUCCAAAACUACACGACGUUGGUUUUAUUUUAAACUACAAAGGAUUCUAAAAAUGAAUCGUAGGAUGAUCCAUGUUCUUCUUUUAAUGAAUAAAAACAGCGGCCAAUGGUUUUAUAGCUUAACAUUAGAUUCCUUAAAUAAAACCAAUUUUAGUGUCA